This is a messenger RNA of Paraphaeosphaeria sporulosa, 524 nucleotides long. RefSeq lists its product as uncharacterized. Bases 216 to 524 code for a protein of 102 amino acids. Lineage: Eukaryota; Fungi; Ascomycota; Dothideomycetes; Pleosporales; Didymosphaeriaceae. The record is from RefSeq and is a predicted model, not a curated record. The transcript is spliced from 3 exons.
CCCGCGAUGAGGAGGAGCAUGUUACCACCACGAAUACUCGUCCCGGCAAUCUCGUGUAGGCAUGGUAGGUUCAGCAAGAGGACACCCUGAGUAUAGCGUGCUGGCGACAAUUGCGGGCGUGUGGUCCUUUCGCAGCUUUGGCUCAACUCGCCACGUUCUCUCUCCUGACCCCCACCCCACCACCAAGGCGGUCGGCCGCCACCACCACAACGAGCAUGCUGCGAUCUCGAGCACUCGUCCUAGCCAUUAUUGGUGGUAAGACAUGCGGCAGAGAAACGGGCAUCUGCAGGGCCUCACAGCCUCACAGUAAGGGCACCCCCUAUCGCAGCACCCUAGGGGUGGAAUUAAAAGCGAUUCGCUCCAUGACCGUGUUGUCGAAUUGCGCUGGCUCAAGCAAGGUCGAGCGUCGCCGCAAGCUUGCUGAGGCCGGCCGUGGUGGCGACCCACAGGACUCCGACAACUUCCCUGACAACCAUCAACCAAGCUCGGCCUCGUGCUAUUGCAACAAGCACGGCCGAUGCUGA